Molecule: messenger RNA, 1692 nt
Organism: Exserohilum turcica Et28A
Lineage: Eukaryota; Fungi; Ascomycota; Dothideomycetes; Pleosporales; Pleosporaceae
Exons: 4
Coding region: 1-1692 (563 amino acids)
Biological process (GO): transmembrane transport
Cellular component (GO): membrane
Molecular function (GO): transmembrane transporter activity
Source: RefSeq, a predicted model, not a curated record
AUGGUCACCAAAAAUGAAUCUCCGACGCUCACAGAAGAUGUCGCCUCGGGCGUUGUGGAGGCGAAGGUUCAUAUUCACGCAAGGACGAUCGUAGCAAUAGCUGCCAUCAGCUUCAUCAGUACUGCACAAUUAAUGUCAGUCGUCGGCUCAGGCGUUUUGGCUCGCGAUAUGGCCACUUCUCUGGGUGCACCAAGCCUAUCCGCAUGGUUCGGAGCGAUCAUAACAAUCUUGACCCUGGCCACGAUUCUUCCCACCAGCCAGGCCUCAGACUACUGGGGCAGGAAGCCUUUCAUCCUAGCGUCCUGCGUUUUUGGUGUAAUUGGAUUCAUUGUUGUGUCUCGGUCAAAGAACAUCGCGACCUGCUUGGCUGGCUUCACGCUCGGUGGCAUGGCAUUCGCCUGCCAGGCUCUUUGCUACGCCAUCCCCUCCGAGGUCUUACAUCGCAAACAUCGUGGAUAUGGUCAGGCUAGCGUCAACAUAUCAGCCGGUCUCGGCGGGCUGGUUGGAAUUAUAAUUGGCGGUGCCUUCACGCGGUCAGGUGGCGAGAGCUGGCGUAACUACUGGUACAUAUGUUUCGCACUGUAUGUCCUCGGGUUUGUGGGCGUCUUUUUUGGAUACAAUCCGCCACCACGAGAGCUCGAAGUCACGCUUAGCACAUCACAAAAACUCCGCAAGAUGGACUGGAUCGGAAGCUUUCUCAUCGCCGUAGGAUUGAUUUUAUUCGUCAUCGGGCUCCAAUGGUCUCGCAAUCCCUAUCCUUGGAACAACGGCCACGUCCUUGGACCCUUCAUCACCGGCAUUUGCCUGCUUAUUGUUUUCGGCAUUUGGGAAUGGAAAGGCACCAACGAAGGAAUUCUACAUCACAGUCUUUUCAAGGACCGAAACUUGCCAGUUUCAACACUGCUCAUCUUCAUCGAAGGUGUAGCGUUCUUCACAGUCAACAAUUUCUUCGUCUUCGAGCUUAUCAUUGUCGGUCAUGUAGGCGCAUUCCCUGCCGUCUUUCGAUUUGCCGUCCUAUUCGCGGCUUCGAUUGUGACUGCAUUCCUCACAGGAGCCUACAUCACCUGGUCGAAGCGGGUUCGGGAGCCACUUAUCUUUGGUUUUCUCUUACUUACCACAUUCCCAAUUGUGAUGGUAUUCUAUCGGGAGAAUCUCCCAGCGGCUAACGCAUACGGCUACGCGAUCAUUUAUGGUUCAGGCCUUGGGUUGAUCUUAACGGCUACCAUAGUGGCGGCUCAAAUGAGCAGUCCAGCAGACCAAAUUUCCCUCAGCUCAGGUCUGCCUACUGCCGCCCGAUCUCUCGGGGGUGCUGUCGGGGUAGCGAUCAACAACGCAAUUUACAAUAACAGUCUCCAAUCCAAAAUGCCUCGCUUCAUCGCCGAAGCCGUCCUUCCUCUAGGAUUCAAUCCCAAGGACCUUCCUGCACUGAUUGGAGCACUUGCAUCCCAAAACCCAGCUGCUGUAGCUGCCGUUCCGGGCUCCACACCAGCGAUAAUUGGUGCAGCGUCUCAUGCCGUAUCAGAAGCCUACAGGCUGUCUUUCAGGGAUCUCUGGAUUGCAGCUGCGUGCUUUGGGGGUUUUGCUGUACUUUUGAGCUGCUUGGUGAAGAAUUCCAAGGGUGGGUUUACCGAACACAUUGAUGCUCCUGCAGAGACAUUGAGAAGAGAUAUCAGGACAAGACCAAUGAGAUAA